AUGGAGUCUGCUAGAAAAUCAUUGCCUGAGGAUCUGAAUGAAGAUAUGGAGGUGAAAGAGAACCGACCGAAUGAGAUACCAGAAUUAGUCACGAGUGGAUCUGUUGAUGAGGGCGAUUCGAUUCCCGUAGAUUUGAGACCUGAAGAUGUCGAUAUGAGUUCCCUAGCUUUUGAAGAGCCGGCAGAAGAGGUCAAAGAGAUUUCUGAGGCGAUUGAUGAUGAGAAAGAAGAAGAAGAAGUGAAGCCUGAGGCGAUUGACGAUGAGAAAGAAGAAGAAAAGAUUCCUGAACCCAUCGUUGAAGAAGAGAAGAAGAUUCCUGAGCCCAUCGUUGAGAAAGAAGAAGAAAAGAUUCCUGAACCCAUCGUUGAAGAAGAGAAGAUUCCUGAGCCCAUCGUUGAAGAAGAGAAGAAGAUUCCUGAGCCCAUCGUUGAGAAAGAAGAAGAAAAGAUUCCUGAACCCAUCGUUGAAGAAGAGAAGAUUCCUGAACCUAUUGUUGAGAAAGAAGAAGAAAAGAUUCCUGAGCCCAUCGUUGAGAAAGAAGAAGAAGAAAAGAUUCCUGAACCCAUCGUUGAGAAAGAAGAAGAGAAGAAGAUUCCUAAGCCUAUCAUCGAAGAAGUGAAACCCCGAAAGAACGCUCAUUUGAGCAAGCCGUCAGUCUUUGAUAAUAUUGAUAGUUCUGCGAGUCCGAUAGAUAGUGUAGACACGCCUCCGUCCCGCGUAUUUAACCGUCGCAGUUCAUUGUUGGAUGAGCACGAUAUGGAGCGCGCUCGCGAACGAGCUUUGAAGGAUGCGGAACGACAAAGAGAAAGCGAAGAACGUCGGAAAAAGCGCCAGUUAGAGCGCGAAGCGCGUCGCAAAUCCAUUCAGCCUGCCUCCACUUCUGUGUUUAGCAUGGGACCAACAGAAGAAGAAAAGAAACGUCACCUAGAAGAAGAACACCAGCAGUUCAUGCAGAAGCUGCGGCCUUAUUCUCCUUCGAAGCCAGUGAAGGAUCCGGCCGCUGAAACGGAACGUAAGCGUCAGGAGGCUAUUCGCAAGCUUCGUGAAGCGCAGCAACAGGAGGAAGAAGAGGAAGAAAGAAAGAGGAAGAUGGAAGAAGAAGAAAGAAAGAGGAAGAUGGAAGAAGAAGAAGAAGAGAAGGAGAAAAAGAAGAAGAUGGAAGAAGAAAAGUCGCGCGAAGCUGAGCGUGCUAAACAGGCUCUGAAGAUUAUUAUGGAGGAUGAGGAGACAAACCAGGAAGAAGAAGAAGUAGCAGAAGCUGCACAGAAGCCGAUGUUUAAUCGUCGUGGGAGCAUUACCGAAUUACUAAGCGAAUCUUAUGCUAUCCGACCUGUACGCCAAUCGUUUAUGCCCAAAGUCACGGCAAACGCACGCAACAGCAUAUUUGAAUAUGCUCAGUAUGGAGAUUAUAAGAAAAUCGAUGCACAGCAGGAAGAGAAGCAAGACGAGGAUAUAGAACAUAAGAUGGAUGAGUAUGCGAAGGAACAGAAGCGUGUCGGUGCGCUUCCUGUGGAAUCGCUCAAGAUCUAUCCAUACAGUGUUUUGAUUCAGCCGAAUCCUCCUUUUGACGUAGAUGCCAGAAGAAAAGAGUAUCAUUUGUCUGAGGAAGAAUUUCAAUCUGUAUUCAAAAUGACAAGAAGCAAGUAUGAGAGUCUCCCGAAUUGGAAACGUAUUCAACUCAGAAAGCAAACUGGUCUGUUCUAG
Blastocystis hominis is the source of this 1704-nucleotide messenger RNA. RefSeq lists its product as hypothetical. The record is from RefSeq and is a predicted model, not a curated record. Bases 1 to 1704 code for a protein of 567 amino acids. The transcript has a single exon. Gene Ontology annotation, cellular component: actin cytoskeleton. NCBI's taxonomy places the organism in Eukaryota, Bigyra, Opalinata, Blastocystidae. Gene Ontology annotation, biological process: cytoskeleton organization; lamellipodium assembly. Gene Ontology annotation, molecular function: actin filament binding.